Uloborus diversus is the source of this 1265-nucleotide messenger RNA. RefSeq names its product protein Wnt-4-like. Gene Ontology annotation, biological process: multicellular organism development; canonical Wnt signaling pathway; neuron differentiation. Gene Ontology annotation, molecular function: frizzled binding; cytokine activity. The record is from RefSeq and is a predicted model, not a curated record. Gene Ontology annotation, cellular component: extracellular region. Bases 1 to 1170 code for a protein of 389 amino acids. NCBI's taxonomy places the organism in Eukaryota, Metazoa, Arthropoda, Arachnida, Araneae, Uloboridae. The transcript has 5 exons.
AUGUCCGGGCAGGUGUUCAAACGGGGCGUACGGCGCGCCGGUCACGUAAGCACGCUUCCCGCUAUUAAAGAGGCGCGCGGCCACCUGAUGGUCGGAAGUGACGCGAUGAGCCCCGUCUUCCUCCUCAUCAGUAUCGUCUGCGGAGCAGCGGCCCUCGGACCGGCGGCACCACUGCUCUGGCUCGGAGUGCAGCGGAGCCGCAAAUCCUUGUCAUGGGAAAGUCCUUCGGAUUGUGUUCGCGCCGCCCGGACGGGCGUCCUGGCCCCGGUGCAAAAGGCGGCCUGCAAGGCCAACCUGGCCCUCAUGCCCGUUUUGAGUUCGGCCUCAAGGCGCGUAGCGGAAGCCUGCCAGCAAGUAUUCCGAACGCACCGCUGGAAUUGCUCCUCCGUGGAAAAAGCACCUAACUUUGGUCAAGACCUCCUAAGAGGCACCCGUGAGCAAGCGUACGUGAGCGCUCUCUCUUCGGCAGGGCUGGCUGUGGGGGUCGCCCGGGCGUGCGCUGAGGGGCGCAUCAGGGUGUGCGGCUGCGGCCGCCCCUCCCCCCGAGAGCCGCCCCCCGCCGACUUCUCGUGGGGCGGCUGCGCCGAUGAUGUGGGUUUCGGCGUCCGAGCCGCCAAAGCCUUUUCCUCGGAACCUUUCGACCGCAAGAAGUUCGCUGGAGAUGUCGCCGUACGAAUGCACAGGCACAACAGCCGGGCAGGAUGGAGGGCGGUCCGGGAUUCCCAGCGUGUCCAGUGCAAGUGCCACGGAGUGUCCGGCUCGUGCGAGGUGAAGACAUGUUGGCACGCCCUGCCGCCCUUACUGGAAGUGGCGCAGAAACUGAAGCUGCGCCACCGGGACGCGGAGGAGGUGCGCCCCGUGAUGGUGGGGCGGGGAACGAAGCUCCUUCCCGCCACCAACGCCCGGUUCAACAAAGACGACUUGGUCUACAGGGAGCAGUCACCAGAUUAUUGCGUCUAUGAUCCCAAGACGGGCUCUGAGGGUACAAAAGGCAGGCAGUGCAACUCGACGGCUACCGACUCCUUCGGUUGCGAGGCGAUGUGUUGCUCCAGGGGCUUCCUUACUACUUGGGUAGAAACAGAGGAACGAUGCAACUGCAAAUUCCAGAGAUGCUGCUAUGUCACUUGCGAUGUCUGCAAGUGGAGGACAAACCUAAACCUCUGCCUCUGAAGAGGACGUCCAUCAAUCCGCCUGGAAAGCGGAGUAAAACAGCUCGAUGAGGAAGUCGAACGGAUAAGUUCGACAAAUGCUCGAAAUCGACAAUC